AUGAGAACAGAACCAACAACACCACCACCAUCGCCGCAGUUGACAGCAUUAACAACGUUAGCAACAGCAGCAUCACAGACAGCAUUGGCAGUCCUCCCGUUGGCAGCAUCACUGACAACAACAACAGCAGCAUCACCACCAACACCAACCUUACCAAUAACCAAUAGAAGCAGCAACAGAUCCAGUGCCAACGUCAGCCGUAACAGCAGUAGCAGCAGUAGCAGCAGCAGCAGCAGCAGUGGCCCUAGCAGAAGCACCGGCGUAACCACGACUAAUGUCACCCCUAGCAACAGUGGCAGCUCCUCCACCAUUGGUGAAGACCGCAAUAAUAACAACAAUAACAGCAAUAUUAACAACAACAGCGCCUUAACCGUAACCGGCAGUGGCGGUAGCAUUGCUGACGCCACCACUACCUCUAAGAACGUCAACGCCAGCAGAGCCAGCCAGCUGAAACAUUCC
Octopus sinensis (East Asian common octopus) is the source of this 459-nucleotide messenger RNA. Its product is annotated as cell wall protein IFF7-like. Lineage: Eukaryota; Metazoa; Mollusca; Cephalopoda; Octopoda; Octopodidae. The annotation marks the transcript as partial. The transcript has a single exon. The record is from RefSeq and is a predicted model, not a curated record.